AUGGAGAUAGACACCGUCGACGCGCCCCUCACGAGGGUAUCACAGCCCAGCAACGGUCAGCUCGCCGUCAGGAAACCACGAACCGAACUCAAAUCAAAGUCCGAGAUUGCAAAGGCCCGUCGCCAAAGAGAUGCGCAAAAGGCCUACGGUCGCGGUCGCGGAAUCGACGUCAAGACCGCCAGGGACAAGAAGUUACGGCGGAACCUCAGCACACUCGAGAACAAGUACAAGGAGGCGGCAUACAAAGCCAAGGAAGCAGAGAUCCUGCUGGAGAACACAGCUGGCUUUAUCGAGCCAGAGACGGAGUUGGAAAGGACAUACAAGGUUCGCCAGGACGACAUUCAGAAAAAUGUCGCCAUUGAGGUGGCGCAAAAGGGGUUCGAGCUGAAGCUCAACGAGUUGGGGCCAUAUAUUUGCGAAUACAGCAGGAAUGGUCGAGACUUGAUCCUGGCGGGGAGGAAAGGCCAUGUCGCGACGAUGGACUGGCGAGACGGAAAGCUGGGCUGUGAGCUUCAGCUGAUGGAGACGGUUCGCGAUGCGAGGUUCUUGCACAAUAACCAGUUCUUCGCCGUCGCGCAGAAGAAGUAUGUGUACAUCUACGACUCGCAGGGUGUUGAGCUUCACUGCCUGAAGAAGCACGUCGAGGUGUCGCAUAUGGAGUUUCUGCCGUACCACUUCUUGCUGGCGACAUUGGGCAUCAACGGUUCCCUCAAAUACCAAGACACCUCGACCGGUCAAAUCGUCUCCGAAAUCUCGACCAGACAAGGCACCCCCGUCUCCCUCACCCACAACCCCUACAACGCCAUCCUCCACGUCGGCCAGCAAAACGGCACCGUCACAUUAUGGUCGCCAAACUCGAGCGAACCCCUCGUGAAACUUCUUGCCCACCGCGGGCCCGUGCGAUCCGUCGCCGUAGACCGCGAAGGUCGCUACAUGGUAUCGGCAGGCCAGGACAACAGGAUGUGCAUCUGGGACGUUCGCAACUUCAAGGAGUCCGUCUCGUCGUAUUUCACCCGGUCACCAGCCACCUCGGUCGCCAUCUCAGACACGGGCUUGACCGCGGUCGGCUGGAACACCCACACCACCAUCUGGCGCGGCCUCUUUGACAAGAACAAGCCCGUCCAAGAAAAGGUCCAGUCACCCUACAUGACCUGGGGCGGCGAAGGCCACAAGGUCGAGCGCGUCCGGUGGUGCCCCUUUGAGGAUGUUCUUGGUGUAGGCCACACGGAAGGGUUCUCGUCACUGAUCGUCCCGGGCGCCGGCGAGCCCAACUAUGACGCUCUGGAAGUCAACCCCUUCGAGACGAAGAAGCAGAGGCAGGAAGGCGAGGUCAAGGCUCUGCUGAACAAGCUCAAGCCCGAGAUGAUUGCGCUCGACCCCAACUUCAUCGGCAAGCUGGAUUUGCGAUCGGAGCAACAGAGGAAGGCGGACAGGGACCUGGAUGCGGCGCCGGUGGAUGUGGUGGAGGAGAUGAAGAACAGGGCUAGGGGCAAGAACACGGCGCUGAAGAAAUAUCUGAGGAAGCAGAAGAAGAAGAACAUUAUUGAUGACAAGAGGCUGAAGGUGGAGGAGGCCAUCAAGGAGAUGCAGGAGAGGAAGGAUGAGAAGUUUAAGGAUAGGCAGGAGCAGCUGGGGCCGAGUCUGGCGAGGUUUGCGAGGAAGGAUUAG
Molecule: messenger RNA, 1668 nt
Organism: Podospora anserina S mat+
Lineage: Eukaryota; Fungi; Ascomycota; Sordariomycetes; Sordariales; Podosporaceae
Exons: 2
Coding region: 1-1668 (555 amino acids)
Biological process (GO): maturation of SSU-rRNA from tricistronic rRNA transcript (SSU-rRNA, 5.8S rRNA, LSU-rRNA)
Cellular component (GO): nucleolus; 90S preribosome; small-subunit processome
Molecular function (GO): protein binding
Source: RefSeq, a predicted model, not a curated record